This is a messenger RNA of Marasmius oreades (fairy-ring Marasmius), 735 nucleotides long. RefSeq lists its product as uncharacterized. Gene Ontology annotation, cellular component: cytosol. Bases 1 to 735 code for a protein of 244 amino acids. The transcript is spliced from 2 exons. The record is from RefSeq and is a predicted model, not a curated record. Gene Ontology annotation, biological process: L-tryptophan biosynthetic process. Lineage: Eukaryota; Fungi; Basidiomycota; Agaricomycetes; Agaricales; Marasmiaceae.
AUGGCCACCGACAUUCAGCCACUCCCUCCUCAUCUCUCUGGUCAACUCGAUGUUCUAAUGAUCGAUAACUUCGAUUCGUUCACAUGGAAUCUCUACCAACAACUCUCUCUCCUCGGCGCAAACGUCACUGUCAUCCGAAACGAUGCGAUCUCACCCAAACAAUUCCCUUUGCUCAAACUCAACUCGCUCAUCAUCUCUCCUGGGCCCGGUCACCCUCAAACCGACUCUGGCAUCUCUAGAGACGCCAUCAACUAUUUCAAAGGCAAAGUGCCAAUUCUCGGUGUUUGCAUGGGCCUCGAAUGCCUUGUGGAUCUCCAUGGAGGACAGAUCGCUUAUGCUGGAGAGAUCAUGCAUGGCAAAGUUAGCCGUGUAAGACACGACAACAGAGGCUGUUUCAAGGACGUUCCUCAGGGUAUUGAAUCCAUCCGAUAUCACUCCCUGAGUACCCAGCUUGCUUCCUUGCCACCUGAGCUGGAGAUCACCUCAGCAACCGAGGAGUCGGACGUUAUAAUGGGUGUCCGCCACAAAGAAUAUACCCUUGAGGCUGUACAGUACCACCCGGAGAGCAUUUUGAGCAAAGGGGGAGACGAGCUCAUCGCCAACUUUUUAAAACUCCGUGGUGGUUAUUGGAAGGAAAACCCGGAAUUCCGGGUCGGGGACCCUUCCCUCCCACCUUUCCCUCUUGAAAACCCCAAGCCGCCUGCAAAUUACAAGGCGCGCAUGAGAGUGCAUUAG